This is a messenger RNA of Vitrella brassicaformis, 2521 nucleotides long. NCBI's taxonomy places the organism in Eukaryota, Vitrellaceae. The record is from the annotation of a GenBank genome assembly.
GCAAACGGGCCUUUCCGUGAUGUUUGCGAAGAAGCGUAAGGCGGAGGAGCCGCCGGAGUCGCCUGCGGACGACAGCGAUGAGUUUGAGCCGCUCCCGUUCAUCGGGAGGGCAUCAGUCGACGGGCUGUUGAAGGAGGCCGACGAGGCACUCGCCGCCAUCGAGCAGUCGGCCAAACAGAUGCGCAAGAAGCUGCGCGAACAACCCAAGACGAUUCGAGGGCUCGUGAUGAGCAAUGGUGGGGUGCCGAUGACGGGCCCGUUGAGUGAGGAGAUUGAGGUCAACGUGGGCGGGACGGUGCUGCGUGUGCCGCGCAAGCCGCUGCUGCUGCCCGGCGUGAGUGAGAGCAUCAUCGCCUACCUGCUGCAGUACCACCUGGAGGGGCUGCCGAAGGACAAGGACGGCCGGCCAUUCCUCGACGUCGAUCCAGUCUACCUGAAGUGGUCAGCCAACCAGCAGAGAGAGGGGGGGAGGGAGGGCACACCAAGCUCACAUAGAAUGCAUGCUGUUGUUUGGCAUUGUCAGGUUCCGUGACGAGAUCGCCAACGUCGGUGCUGCUGAUGCCCAGGGCGAGAGCUACGAGAUCAAGCUGACGGGUGACCACAGCACCGACGUGUCAUUCGCCUUUUGGCAUGAGCUCCUCUUCACUUCCAAGAGCGGCAUCGACAUCGACAUGCCCACAAAUCCGCCCCCACACAACGACGAUAACGACCAAAUGCAGGUGGACAACCAGCAGCAGCAGGCGGGGGAGUCGGCAAGUGAGGAAGAGGGGGAGCCGGCAGGGGAGCCGGCAGGGGAGCAGGAGGGGGGUAGCGACCACAUGGCGACACUCAAGAGCAGCAUGGCGGGGACGGAUGCGUCAGUAGGGCGCCUGGGCGAGGUGCAGCGCGGCCUGGUGAACUUCCACAAGCUCGUCAAGCCGCUGCUGGCGAUGAAGGAGGGGGACAGGGAGGGGAGGGAGAGAUCAAGAGCGUGUGCGUCCUGGGUGAGACGGUUUCGACCACCGAGGCCACACUGGCGCGUGUUGGCCGCGACAAACGACUCUACACGACGUUCCACAGGUGGGUCACACAACACCGAACAGAUGGACGGGAGAGGCACAAUCGCCAUGUCUGUUUCCUUCUCUUGUGUCUGCAGUGGUGCGCCUGUGAGUUCCAUCUCGCCUUCGCAUCUCAUGAAGGUCACCGACUUCGCCCGCAGACAGCGCAUUGCAGUCAUCGCACCGCCCGGCACUCUGGUGAGGCCGCCGACGGCCCCCAACGCCAAGCAGAUUCGAACGGACACUGAGAUGUAUGGUCUCAAGUACGAGCCCUUCUUCAGCGGCGUGGCGGGGGGCGACUUCGUCAUCGAGACCGACGACGAGAUGGCGGAGCUGCUCAACAUGACCGGCAAGACCUCACCAAUGCCGUCACUCAUGUACAAGUGAGCGAGCCACACACAGUCAGACAGCAGCGAGAGGGUCCCUGGAAGAUCUGCCUUCGGAUGUCUGUGUGUCUGUUGUGUGUGGUCCAUCAGGGGCAGUCGCGACACGUAUGCCUUCCUCAAGAUGCUCGAGUGCGUCCAGGGCAAGAGCGGCCUGCUCUUCGCCAUCAAGCAGGGCGACACACACCGAUUCGGAUGCUUCAUCGACGGCCCUCUCGACCCGCCCAAGGACCCACACAGACCAACACAUACAAGGCGCCCGUCUUCUUCUUUUCGCUGUCGGGCACGUACGAUGCGCCGACCAAGAUCGAGCUGUCGGAGGACAGGCAGCGGGUGUGGGUGGCCGGCACCCAGGGCGCGGUGACCGACACCGAGGACAAGCCGCUCGCCAAUGUGGGCAUCGGUGGCGGUGCAGCAGCUCUGUGGCUUGGGUUGGACGAGCCUGGUCCGGCGGCCGACCUCAGCAGCUGCCAGCAGUGGAUCAAGAGGGAUGAGCUGUCGGAGGGAUACACGGGGACGAUCAAUCACCAUGACCAGGGGACUUUGGCGAAGUCCAUGGACUUCACGUGCGAUGAGAUGGAAAUCUGGCAGGUGGGUGGCCGUCACCACACCCUCAUCUGUGGGGAAGUGUCGAGCUGCGUGUCUGUGGCUGGAUGGAUGGACGUGCAGAUUGCCACCGGCUGACCAUACCUAACGUCGACCCACCACGAGAGCGUGCAGCAGGUAUGCAAAACAGCAAGGCACUCGUGACUGACAGUGAUACCCUCACUGUUUCCUGUGUGUCUGUGGUGGUGUGGUGCAGUUGGUGGAUGUGUUGAGGUGAUCGCACAGAGCAGAGUAGAGGCCCCAGAUGUCGUGUGCCACACAGUGACGGACUGACUGUAUUUGCCUGCCUGUCUACGUCGCAUGAGCUGACGACCCAUUCAUUCGUUCAUUCGUGCCGUGUCAUGAUGGCAUAAAUGUCUGUCUGUCUGUCUAUCUGGCCAUCAACCCAUGUGCAGCCAUCCAACUAUCCACCCCUCGACUCAUUGAUUUGUGGACGGUGUGGCGUGUCACACGUGCAUGCAUGCAAUGAUGGUUGACCUGUACACACACAUGAGG